UACUUGACUUCAGUGUUUGUCAAGCGCCGGAUGAAAUUUACAUUGUAUGGCCGUAAUAGAAGAUUAUUAAGGAAUUUGUUUGAGACACUGUUUGCAUAAAUAUGAACGUCAGAUCGAAAAUUCUUGUGGGAGUCGUUUCAAUAUCAAGUUCUGUAUGUCUUACCACCCUGCUGGAAGUUAAAUAAUGAAUAUCUAUACUAUUUAAACUUUAAUUAUCACAAUUAAAAAGUUGAAUGGAGUUGUAUUGCAACUUGAGUGCAUGUAUGGAAUUUUAGUGCAAUCGAACUAUUUGAUUUGCAUUUAGAUGUGCAUUUGACGCAGUACAAAGACACGUUCAUUAAAUUUAUUCGGAAAAUGGCUUCUCCAAAAAGCCCAGCUGACAGACAGAAAAGACGAAUAAAGGACUUGGAUGAAAAAUGGAAAAUGCUAUUUAACGAGAAACAACGACCACCUUUGUACAGCGUCGAGAAGUAUAUUGAAUAUCUUCGCAAAUUCACAGAAAACCCUUCUACCAAUGAUUCAUCCUAUAGCAAAGGGAGCACAAGGUCAAACAUAUCCACGGGAAGUUCUAGAUCUGGAACCGGUUCAGAACAACAAAUUUCGUAUUUGCUAAAGAAGCUCAAACUGGACUUAAGGAUGUCGUAUGACAGAUUUUUAGAAAAUUUCAUAAGCAGUCCUAAUAACGGUUUAGUACUGCUCCUUACUCUGUUGAAAAACAUUCAGAAAUUUACCAGAGACGACAUGAAAAGAACUGCCAGAGAAAAACUACAAUCGAAAAAACGUGCAAUGAUAGAAGAAUUAGAAUGUGUUAUGUGCAUCAAAUUCUGUCUCCGAUACAGGGAUUCAGUAAAAAUUUUGCUAGAUGUCCCAUAUGGUUUAGAAAAUGUUGCCGAAGCUUUGCUUAGUUCAAAUGUCAUGUCGAGAUGUACUGCACUGGAGGUUAUGAGUAAAGUAUUGAUGGAAGAUGAAGGUUUCCAUAGAGACCUAGAAUGCUUUACUUACUUUCGACUAAAGAACUGUGAACCGGUCAGGUUUAAAUUCCUCAUCAACAUGUUAAUGACGGCUGGUUCCAGUGCAAUACAAGUGUCAUUUCAGCUUUGUUGUAUGAAGUUUAUAAAUUCCCUGCUAACCUCCUCACCUGAUGGUAAUACACGGAUUUUUCUUCAAUCAGAAGUAGAAAGUGCUGGCUUAGAUAUAAAAGCUUUGUUAUCGAGUGUAGAGAUGAAAUCAACAGACGAAAAAGACGAGUUAAGGAAAGAAAUAAAAGAUUACAGGAACAGUCUUUUGGAUGUGGAUCAAUUGUUGGAAUCCCAUGAAACUUUAUACAAAUUAAACAUUGAACUACAGCAAAGGGUGUUUGAACUUCAAGCACAGUUACAGUUAUCACGAAGAUUACAGCAAAAUCAAGAACCAGAUAAUGUUGUCUAUACUAACCUUAAACAGCAAAGUCCUGAACAGGAGACGAUUCAAGGGUUGGAAGAGUUGGAUCAACUACUAGAUUCUAUAGAUUCAGAUAGUGAUCAUUCUUUUAAAGUUCAACAAGAAACAUCCAAUCCUGAUCUGGAGCCACGUGUAAUAAAUCAACCAAUCAUACGCCGGGGAAGCAAUCGCAACUGGCGAAAAUCUGGCCAUCCACUUCCUGUUUUAAAAAGACAAUCUAAAAACAACAUUGUGCCAUUAUCGUACAAAACAUUGAAUUCCGAAAAUAGUGACCCGAAACAUGACUAUAACCAAAACAUUGAACCGAGAACUGAAGGUGGAGAACGGAACAAAACUAACAGUGGAAAAAUAACUUUUAUUGAGAAGACUAGAGCAGACAGAUUUUCGCAAAUACAAAAAGAAAUAGGAUUGCCACCAGAGAUAAUUGUGGAAUGUGUACAGUCGUAUGAUAUAGAGGACAUAGCAACCGAAAAUGUCCAGGCAUUAUUUGAACUUUUGCCAACUGAAAACGAGAUGAGAAAUAUUUUAACCCUUGAAUGCGAUUUAGAAAAUCUUGGAGAAGCAGAACAGUUUCUUGUACAGAUGAUGGCUGUGGAACGCUUAGAAGAAAAGCUAAAUAUCAUGCAAUUUGUGGACCAAUAUCAGAAAACAGUUGAUAGAAAGUAUCAGGAAGUUAGCCAAAUAAAGGAGUGCUGCAAAACCGUUAUCGAAUUUAAACACUUUAAGAGUUUACUUCAGAUAAUAAAAGAUUACAUGGUAGACAAUUUCUACGCUACACCAUUAGACUUUAAAUUAUCAUUUUUAAUAGAAUUGGAUUCAACAUGCCUGGAACCUACUAAAUGGAAUAUUUUGGAGACUAUAGUUGAGGAAAUAUGUAGCACACAUCCACAUUUACUGCACUGGUACAAAGAUAUAUCAUUUGAGAUAGACGAAAAAGUUUCCAUCAAAAGCUUUCAGCCCUUUAUAGAUGAAACAAAACGUGGAAUCACGGCCAUCGAAACGGAACAGUUAAAAUGUCCAUCAGAAGAACUAAGUAAAACUCACUAUUUAGUGUGCAGCCGAUUUAAUUCUUUUUAUGAACAUUUUCAAGAAAUGGACAAACUUUUUAGUGAUGUUUGCGUCCUUUGCAAUGAAAACAAAGAAACAAUAGAACCAGCAGACCUGCUAGCAAACAUAAAUACGUUUGCAGCACGCUUUGAGAAUUUAGUUGAAAAAUUACCUGUCAGAAAAUUAUCAAAGGAUAUUAUUUUGGAGCCACUUCCUGACUACAUGAGUCAACGAGAAACUGCAUUUCAAAAACAAACACAGUCAAAACUGUUUUCUCAAGAAAUAAUAGAAUCGGAUUUGGACACGUUUGGACUGAACGCAACAAAGCCAAUUGACGACAAGGAAAGAAUUAAAAAUUGGAUUGUAAUGACAACACCUUCACAAUAUGUAGAUCCUUGUGUUUUCGUCGAACAAACAUAUUCCGCAAAAAACAAAGACGGUGAGAAGUGGUGUAAAUUAAAACACCAAGACAGUGAUAGCGGGGACAGUGCAUUUGAAGGAUCAGGUGGACGUUGUUUGAAAAAAUAUGUGAUGACGAAAGAAGAAAGUAAACAACAGACAAGUACACCCGUGAUGACAUCUAAUCUUACAAAUGAACCGCCACCUGACUACCCAAGAAGUAACUCACCCGAUCUGGUUGAGAAACAAUAUGAUGACUUAAGUAGUGAGGUGUCACGGAUCCUUCAAGAGUUUGAAGGAGAUCUAAAUGGUUACGAAACCCAUCUAUCUAGUCCUGUAAAUCGCAAAUUUUAUACCAUUAGAUCUAUCAUUCAUUUGUAAAUAGGUUUUGUUCAUUUUCACUAAACAAAGAAAAUACUAUUAAUUUAGCUUUAGCGAAGAAUUUUUAAGGCUGUAAAGGAACAAAAUAUAUAUAAUUUAUACCACUGACAAAAGUAAAAAAAAUAAUAGAAGAACACCUGAAAUUUAACAAGAAAACAGAUUGUAAGACCUAUGUUCAUUGUGACUAUAUAGAGCUAUCAGCUGUUAUUUUUUACUUCGUUUUGGAAAUAUUUGUUUAUCAACUAUUACAUUACUUUAGGUUAUUUAUCAUUAGCAUUCCAGUUUCCUCUACGGGGGAAAACACCAGUUGUUUUUAUCUGAAGUUGAAAUUGUAUUGAUAUAUAUAUACAUUAUCUUGAUAUAAUUGAGCAGUAUAUUACCUCAUGAAAAUAUUAUUAAUUGAAUGUGCAAUAAAUAGACAUAAAUU
Messenger RNA from Mytilus californianus (California mussel), 3694 nucleotides. Its product is annotated as formin-like protein 1. The record is from RefSeq and is a predicted model, not a curated record. Gene Ontology annotation, biological process: cell migration; regulation of cell shape; cortical actin cytoskeleton organization. Gene Ontology annotation, cellular component: cytosol. Bases 355 to 3267 code for a protein of 970 amino acids. The transcript has 22 exons. Gene Ontology annotation, molecular function: actin filament binding; small GTPase binding. Lineage: Eukaryota; Metazoa; Mollusca; Bivalvia; Mytilida; Mytilidae.